Messenger RNA from Phacochoerus africanus (Common warthog), 853 nucleotides. RefSeq names its product cysteine rich transmembrane module containing 1 (gene CYSTM1). Gene Ontology annotation, cellular component: extracellular exosome. The record is from RefSeq and is a predicted model, not a curated record. The transcript has 3 exons. Bases 171 to 482 code for a protein of 103 amino acids. NCBI's taxonomy places the organism in Eukaryota, Metazoa, Chordata, Mammalia, Artiodactyla, Suidae.
CUCGGAGCUCGCCUCGCUCGCGGCGGUCGUGACGUCAGGCGCGCCCAGGCUCCUCACUUGUUCUUUGGCAGGUGCGGCACAACUUGUGCGGUCUCGUCCGAGCCCUUCGGUCCCAGCCGAACCAGUGCCCGGCGGGUUCGUAGAGAGGAAAGGUGUGCUCUGCUGUCCCGAUGAAUCCAGGGAAUCCUCCUCCGUAUCCAGGCCCUGGUCCGUCGGCCCCGUACCCACCUUAUCCACAACAACCCAUGGGGCCGCAGGUCUACCCUCCAGGACCUGCAGGGGGACCCUACCCACCACCUCCUCAGGGGUACCCCUACCAGGGCUACCCCCAGUACGGCUGGCAGGGCGGACCUCAGGAGCCUCCUAAAACCACAGUGUAUGUGGUGGAAGACCAAAGGAGGGAUGACCUGGGCCCCUCCACCUGCCUCACCGCCUGCUGGACGGCCCUCUGCUGCUGCUGCCUCUGGGACAUGCUCACCUGACCAGCCCGGCUCUCCUGUCUCGCCAGCUCUGCCGCCACCGCCGCCAGGUGUGCCUGCCCCCAUCUCUUCUGACGGCUGAAAUCAACGACUAGCUCUGCAGAGACACGUCUACCUUCACCACAGUGGGAUUCUAGAUUAGCACGGGUUGCUGCUGGGUAAUUCAGUGACUUGAUCUUUUUAAUACUCAAAAUCCGUUUCUUGUUGGCCUUUCACAAAUGUGCUAAAUGACUUUUAUUUUUUUGGCCAAAGCCUUCGUUAUAUUUAUAAUUUUAAAAUUAUACAUUCAAGGUAGUGUGGCACGAUGUAAUACACCACGGAAUGAUUUCUCUGCUAACACCCUGUAUGUUUCAAUAAAUUUGUCUACACCUCAA